GAGGGGGAGCUACAGUAUUUCAGGCAAGGGAGCUUCUCACAGGAAAAGAAACGCGUGAGACAAGAGAGAAGACCCACUGCUACUAUUGGUGGGCAGAACCGCUGGAAUCCUGGGAAAUCACCAAUUUUGCGCCACACACAUCCAUUGACGACAUUGUAGGAAAACGUUCACCCAUAAGGGUUCAAGUAGAAACUGUUAACAGUUCAUUGUUUUCCCGCACCUGGGAAACCAUUUGCAAGCACAAAGAUAGCUGAAUUACUCGACCACACCUCCUUUAUUGACUGACAACCAUCACACUGCUUCCCCGCCUCCCUUUCUCGUCUGCCCCGCCCUCUUGCUCUCUGUGCCGCUAGAUGUUGCAGCCAAUCAGUCGGAUGGAGAUUGAGGGGUGUGUUUCCUCGUUGCCUUGACAGCGGGCGGUAGGGCAGAAAGACACAUUCAGGGGAGGAAUCAUGGAAGCAGACAUGGAGGAAAUAGAAGAACAACUCAGACCAUGCAAAAUUUGUGGUAGAACCUUUAUACCAGCGACACUGAAAAAACACAUGCCGAUAUGCCAAAAAACUGCUGUGAAAAAGAGAAAAGCAUUUGAUUCGAGUAGGCAAAGAGCAGAGGGAACAGAGAUCAAUAUAGUAAAACCAGUAAAGCCACGGCCGGAACCUCCAAAAAAGCAGUCCAACUGGAGGCGGAAACAUGAAGAUUUUAUUGCCACUAUAAGAGCUGCUAAAGGAAUUACUCAGAUUAUGAAAGAAGGUGGCGAGCUUCCACCUCCACCCCCACCUUCAUAUGAUCCUGAUUAUGUUCAAUGUCCCUAUUGUCAGAGGAGAUUUAAUGAGAAUGCUGCUGAUCGGCACAUAAGCUUCUGCAAGGAGCAGGCGGCACGCAUGGGAAAUAAAUUUAAAGGAGGUACAGAGCCCAAAGCAAAACCAGCACCGCGUCCCCAGUUUAAGCCCCCAAUUCUUAAGAAGACUAACUCCCCCGCAGCUGUACCAUCUCCAGCUUCACGUCUGCCGCAACCACCUAAUUUUGGAAAAGCCAUCUCAGGUAUACCUUCAGGAAAAUCAGUAGCAAACAGUGGAACUCCUGGAAAUAAGAAUCAAAUGCAGUCUCCAGCACAUAAAAAUUCUACUACUGUUACAAGCCCUCAGGCUGGGGGAGCACUGAAUUCCAGAACACCUCCAAGUUUGGUUAGAAAUCCUUCAUCGGGCACUUCAUUCAACAAAAGGAAAACUGUAAAUGCUGAAAACAAUGCAAGGUCUGAAGCAAAAAUGGGAUACGACGCCAUCGACUACUCAAGGCCUGUAAACGAUGGGCGCGUCAGAGCAGCCGACAACAAUAUGUCAGGCCAGUUGACAAAGUUCUGCCACGAGUGUGGCACCAAGUACCCCGUGGAGUGGGCAAAGUUCUGCUGCGAGUGUGGAAUAAGAAGAAUGGUUCUCUGAGAAGGUUCCUAUAACUCUGCACAUUGAUAUCUGUACAUUAUCACUACAUAAAUCUGUUAUCUGAGGAAGUUAUGAGUUCUCUCUGCUCUGUGGUGCACAUAAAGCCUCAGCCUGCUGACUUGACCAGUUUACUGUUUAGGUUGUGGAGCCUGCCAGUAUCCAGUGCAACUUAGGGACAAAGUCCACCUGUGUUCAGCAUGAGCCAAUUAAAUAGGGCUUGUAUUUCACUAUCUUUUUAUUUAAAAAAAAUAUAUAUUUUUUAACAUACCCAUCCCAUCCCCUGAAAUCAGUAAAGGUAGUUUAAAGCUUUACUGACACAUUCCAGCUUAUAACAAUGAUGGGUCAGUAUGGUUUAAAAAGGGAUUCUGCGGGGAUUCCUUUUGAAAAACAAAUCUCCUGGACCACAAGGACCACAGGGUGAGCACGUCGCGGUGGAGGGGGUUUGCGGGCAGGAGAGAGCAGGAGUGACUAUGCGUGCCGGGCCCUCCGAAAAUAUGUCUACCGGGGGGGGGCCUGAGGUGCUCUUCUUACAUCCUUGAGUCCAGGACUGAAUAACUUGUAGCUUAGAAAUGUAGACUCUAUGGCACAGGCAGUUCCAUGUCAGCAUUGUAGAUCCUAUGGCAUUUAUGGGGUUAAUUAAAUCAAUAGGCAGAAUGGUGGGCAACACAAGCCUUAUUUGCUGAAUACAUGUUCAACACAGGUGUACAUUGUCCUUUAACUGACUGUGGUAUUGGGCUUUAUAGUAUUAGAUCAGUUGUACAGCAGCCGAAGAGCCGCAGGUAGGAGAUGUCUGUUAUAAGUGAAUUGAGCCAGAUGAAAAUAUAUUUGCUUCUUAUUGAGAUUAGGGAAAAAGCAUGCUUCACAUGACAACUCUGGCUUAAUGUGUCAGCUUUGUUUAUCUGCAUGGCAGCAGCAUUAAGGUAUAAUAACGUUGUGAGAAUGCACAAACUGACUGAGCUAUGCUGUUGAAAUUACGGUUUACUGGAAUAUAAAGAGGGUUAUCAGUAAAAAAAAAAAAGGUCAAUAUCACUUCUGCACUGAUACAGUUACACGGGCAGUGUGAUAAACCAAAACCUUGAACGUUUUGUGUACUUGCAUGAUUAACCCCCACUUUAUUUGCUUUAACCUUUCUCUUUUUUCCUCCCUUUUCCUACGAAUUGCUCACGGCAUGGGAAACUCUUUUUAUUCAUGGUUUUCUCAGGUGCAAAUGCUGAAAUGUUUACCUUUUUUUUUUUUUUUUAAAUGCUAAAAUUCUGACAAAUUUGAAAUGAAAUUUUGACUAAGCUUGAAAACAUUUUAGAAAACAGGAUUUAUAUAUAUUUUUGGUUUCUUUUCAUAUUAAAUGGGACAUUGCUUGUCUGUGGGAUUUCUAUACAGUAAGUAGCGCUGCGUGAAAUGUUUUUCAAUAGGGAUGGGCGAAUUUGAGUCAUUUUGUUUCGCCAAAAAUUUGCCGCCGGCGAAAUGUCGCAGACGCCCAUUAAAGUCUAUGGGCGUCAAAAAAAAAUGUAAAAAAUUUUUUUUGACGUGCGUCUUUUUUUUUUUUUUUUUUGACGCAUGCCGCCAUAAAAGUCUACGGGCGUCAUUUUUUCGGCGAAACGAGGUGAAAAAAUUUGCCCAUCUCUAUUUUUCAACACUACUUGAUUCAUUAAUUGUUGAGCACUGCUGUACUUCAUUGUUAGUUAUGCAAAACAUCAGAUUGGAAAGAGGGUUCACUUUUCCCAUAUCCCAUAUUAUUUACCCAAAUAGGGAGGCCCAUUUACUAAAGGUCGAACUUUAGUGGUAUUUGAAACCACGAUUAAACUCGUAUUUCUCUAAAACCACAAAUACCAUUAAAGUUAGUAAUAGAUAUGAAUAAAAAAGGAAUGAACAGAAAAAUACACUGAACGAUCUGAAACUAAAUACAAAUAUCUCUAAUACCUCUAAAAAUUUGAGACAAUUACUAGUCCUAAAUAGUAAAAGGCAAAU
Messenger RNA from Xenopus laevis (African clawed frog), 3404 nucleotides. It is a transcript of the gene zc2hc1a.L, whose product is annotated as zinc finger, C2HC-type containing 1A L homeolog. The record is from RefSeq and is a predicted model, not a curated record. The transcript has 9 exons. Bases 453 to 1439 code for a protein of 328 amino acids. Lineage: Eukaryota; Metazoa; Chordata; Amphibia; Anura; Pipidae.